Molecule: messenger RNA, 1406 nt
Organism: Cryptomeria japonica (Japanese cedar)
Lineage: Eukaryota; Viridiplantae; Streptophyta; Pinopsida; Cupressales; Cupressaceae
Product: putative UPF0481 protein At3g02645
Exons: 2
Coding region: 45-1316 (423 amino acids)
Source: RefSeq, a predicted model, not a curated record
CUUAUCCAACAUCUAGAAUUUUGGAAUCCUCUUGGCAUUUCUCGAUGUCGUCACCAAAUUUCUCUGACUCUAACGAGAAGAAACCAGGUUCUGAAAGUUGGGUUGUGGAGGUCAAAAAUUAUCUGAAAGAGGUAGAGGAAACUGCUAGUAGAACGAGCCUGAAAGUGCCCAUGGCUCUAAUUAAGGCCAAGCCAGAGGCAUAUGUUCCUCAAAUGGUGUCUCUAGGACCGUACCACCACCACUCCCUGCAAGAAGAGCUCAUGGGUUCACACCACCAACGUCUUCACCAUCUUUCCCAGAUGGAUUUUUACAAGCUCGAGUCUGCAAGAGAUGCAACAAAGGACAAGCCCACUCUCAUCGACUAUUUCUUCUCUCAUGUAACAGAGAUGACCCCGGAUUUUGAGCAGUUCUACAAUUGGAAGAUUGAGGACCCAAAAAGAUUCGGGAUGGUCAUGAUGAUGGAUGGCUUCUUUCUCUACCAAGUUCUCAAAAAUGGGCUCCAUGAUCUUGAAGGAGAGGUAAAUCUAAGAAACAAUGAAAUCCCUCAACCCACACUUACAAGUAUCAGAUGUGAUAUUAUGAAGCUGGAAAAUCAGAUCCCUCUUUCUCUUCUCUUUGAAAUAGACAACAGUCUAUACAACAAGACACUUGAGUCUUGUCUCAACUCUCAUAUUCCUCAUCUCUCUUCCUUUCAAUUGUCUGAUAAUUUGAACAUUGACUAUGAAGAUGAACAUCAUCUAUUAGCUUGCGUGCACAAAUAUGUUUCGUCCUUCUUGCAGACCCAUAACCCACAAGAAGGAGAUAAGCCCAGAAAUCGUUCUUGCUGUGAGCACAUCACAACAGCUCUUGAUGACAUGGUUGCAGCCGUCUUUGGUAUCUUCUUUCCUCACCCAGCCAAACAAGGUCGUGGCGAUUUCCUGGACAGAUAUAACGCAAAAGAGCUCGUCAAGAUUGUAAUAUCAGACACCUAUACUGAAGUGGUGAUGAGGAAUUUGCUUGCGCUGGAGUUCAACGACGCCACUCGCCCUAAAUAUGUGACACAGUACGUGGAGUUGAUGAACUGCCUCAUCGACACACCAGAGGACGUUGCUCUGCUGCGUGAAUACAAUGUCAUUGAUCGGCACAGCAUGAACUUAACGGAUGAGUACGUGGUCAAGAUGUGGGAGGGGCUCGCCAAGACUAUGUUUUUUUCUGCGUUUGUGGAGAAGCCCCAAGGCAUGAAAGCUGCAAUCAGAGAAACGUUGAUCAAAAAUUAUUACAAAAGCAAGAUCAGAAAUUGGUUGAACGGGCUUCCCUGUAGACCGUUCGGAUUUUAGAUUAGGAUUGAAGGACGGGGCAGAAUGUAAUUGUAUCAUUAUUGUACACUAUUGUAUAUAUAUUCAAAGGAAGACUGUCAUUCUUUCUUC